UGAAUCGAAUCAGUUAGGUAUGUUGUGUUAUAACAUUUGACCCGAGAGUACAUUAAAUUUGUGAAGUUCGUUUUACGACUUAUUACAUGACUUAGUUUUAAAACAGUUAAAAGUACUCCAUUGUAAUUCUCAAAAUUCCAAAUAAAUAGUUCACGUUAUUCAUGUUGUAACAGAUCAUUCUCAACUAUCGACAUCUAAAGUUUUAUACGUAUGUAUUAGCAGAUAAAUAUAAAAGCAAAUCAAAAUGAGUUCGGAGGGUGGAAGGAUUUUGAGACUGUUUUCUUCGCACAAUUACUUAUCGAUUUUAUGUAACGGAAAGGUUAAAGGAAGUCCAGAAAAAUCUAACAAACACACUUUAUUAAUGACGAUAAGUGCCAAUACGGAAGAUCCGAGUUUGGUAUACAUUUAUGGCAUAAAAUCCAGACUAUUCAUAUCAAUGAACGAUAAAGAAGGCAGUGUAUCUGGAGUAUGUCAAAAAGAGUGCGCCACAAUAUUUAAGGAGGACUACGCACGAUCACCGGACGACAGUACAGCCGUGUCCGAAAAUUAUCUUAUGUACGAAUGUGUCAGAGAUGGACAGGGUGUUGGGUGGUAUUUAGGAAUUCGAACGAAUGGUAUGGUACGUCGAGGAUCACACACAAGUAAUCAAUUCAUAAAUGAACUUGCGUCAAAAACCGAAGAGAAAAACAAAGAAAAAGUUAAAUCAAGAAGACGAAAAGAAUUGAUGUUUCUUCCCGAUCACAAUGUUAUACCAUCGGAAAUAUGUGAAGCAGAGAACUACGAGUGCGAAGAGUGUGGAAGAACUUGUUAAAAUUAUUAAAAAGAUUGCCAUACAAAUUAUGAAUGUUGUUAAGAUGUUCCAUUUUUAGAAAACCGUUUGCAUUUACCAUAUUUCGACCGAAGCUAUCAACAAAAAUAUACGUCUAGUACUAUACUUCGUUUACUUUCUGUAGCGAUGUGACCUUCAGUUUGACCGGCGCAAAGUAGAAAAGAACAGCACUA
Molecule: messenger RNA, 1002 nt
Organism: Agrilus planipennis (emerald ash borer)
Lineage: Eukaryota; Metazoa; Arthropoda; Insecta; Coleoptera; Buprestidae
Exons: 4
Coding region: 245-811 (188 amino acids)
Biological process (GO): positive regulation of protein phosphorylation; fibroblast growth factor receptor signaling pathway; positive regulation of cell population proliferation
Cellular component (GO): cytoplasm
Molecular function (GO): growth factor activity; fibroblast growth factor receptor binding
Source: RefSeq, a predicted model, not a curated record